AUGUGUGUGGUCCGAUUGGUUGGCUCGUUAAAAGCUUCGAAGUCGCGUGGGACCAACGGGUGUCUAUUCAUCAUCGCUGCCUACGCGCCCACAAACUGUAGCGAUGAUUCCGUAAAGAACGACUUCUACCGCCAACUGAACGAGCUCCUACGCCACAGAAGGAGCUCGGACACUGUAGUGCUGGCUGGUGAUCUGAACGCUCAAGUUGGAAGAUUAUCCACUGAUGAACUACAGCUGGGCGUCCAGCAUGGUGUAGGCUCCCGUAAUGAUAACGAAGUCAAACGUGAGACCGGACUGUUGAAGUUGAACAAAGCCGCGGGACCAGAUGAUCUUCAUCCAGCCCUCUUCAAAUUCGGGGGCCAUGCUCUUGUUGAUGAUUUACAUGAAUUACUAAUGAAACUGUGGGAGCAGGAAACUGUCCCAAUCCGACUGGAGCCUGCUCCGUUGUUCUUCCCAUCUUCAAAGGAGGCUCGUGCUCGGAAUGCGGCAACCAUAGUGGAAUCAGUCUGA
Molecule: messenger RNA, 510 nt
Organism: Dicrocoelium dendriticum
Lineage: Eukaryota; Metazoa; Platyhelminthes; Trematoda; Plagiorchiida; Dicrocoeliidae
Source: the annotation of a GenBank genome assembly